Messenger RNA from Brassica napus (rape), 1693 nucleotides. RefSeq names its product YTH domain-containing protein ECT2-like. Gene Ontology annotation, cellular component: cytoplasm. Gene Ontology annotation, biological process: mRNA destabilization. The coding region runs from base 169 to 1497 and encodes 442 amino acids. NCBI's taxonomy places the organism in Eukaryota, Viridiplantae, Streptophyta, Magnoliopsida, Brassicales, Brassicaceae. The transcript is spliced from 7 exons. The record is from RefSeq and is a predicted model, not a curated record. Gene Ontology annotation, molecular function: mRNA binding.
UGUGGAACAAAUAGAAGAAAAAAAGACCAAAAGGGCAAAAACAAAACAUCUCUGUUCUUCUUUCUUCUUGAAUAGCCAUUACUAUUCUUCUUCUCUCUUUAUAUAUCUCAUCAACUCUCUGUUUUUUCUCUGUUCCGUAUAUGUACUUUGUUUUCAGCCAUUGACGACAUGGUGACGAACCUUAAAGUGGAUCCUCUUGCUAAGGUGGUCUCUGCCUCUACCACAUCCAUGAAGAGCCGCCAGUCAGAGCCAUAUUAUGGUACCCUUGAGACAUAUCAAGGCCUCCCUUGUCCUUAUGGUGGCUACUAUGGAUUGUACUAUCCAAGUCUUGAUGGUUCAGUUGGAGAAGCAAAGGAUAAUGGAUAUUAUAGUUAUGGAACAGAAGCUCAAUACCCAGUUAUGCAAGGUGAAAAUGGAUCUUUGGUCUACAUGAUGCCAGGGUUUCAAUCUUAUGAUGUUAGUUCCACUUAUAUGCCUAUAAGCCCGGCUUGUGUGUCAAGUCAGGCCCUUCACUCACCAAUGUAUGCAGCUCAAGGGUAUUAUCAGAACCAAUAUGGUUAUGGAGAUGUUUCAUCGCCAACCUAUCUAUGGGAAGACAAGUAUGUGUACGGUGUUGCUACAAGUACCAAACCUUUGAAACAGAACAUAUCUUCUUCUUCAAGUUAUAACCCCAGCAACUAUUACUCAAAGACCAAGACUUCUUUCACAAGUCACGGCAUGGGAGCUCGGCCUAAGAAGUCUGGAGCUUUAAAUAGAGAUGAAACAGAGAAGGCGAAAGCGAGGAACAAAGAUAAUGUUAAUAGUACUGAAGGAGAAUGUGAGUCCUGUGUAGGUUCUGUGAUCAAAAGAGAUCAAUACAACCUCCCUAGCUUUGAGACCAAGUAUGAAGAAGCAAUGUUCUUUGUGAUAAAAUCUUAUAGCGAAGACGACAUUCACAAGAGCAUCAAGUACAGUGUUUGGUCUAGUACUCUCAAUGGGAACAAGAAGCUAGACAGUGCGUAUCAAGAAUCUCAAAAGAAGGUUGCAGAGAAAGGUGGAACGUGCCCUGUCUUCCUUUUCUUCUCGGUGAAUGCAAGUGGCCAGUUUUGCGGUAUAGCUGAGAUGACUGGGAGAGUAGAUUAUGAGAAGAGCAUGGACUUUUGGCAGCAAGAUAAGUGGACUGGCUAUUUUCCGGUCAAGUGGCACAUAAUCAAAGAUGUUCCAAAUCCGCAAUUAAGGCAUGUAAUACUGGAGAACAAUGAGAACAAGCCUGUAACGAAUAGCCGAGACACACAAGAGGUGAGGUUGCCACAAGGGAGUGAAGUGUUGAACAUAUUCAACAGCUAUGCAGCAAAGACGUCUAUAUUAGAUGAUUUCGAUUUUUAUGAAAAUAGAGAGAAGGUUAUGGUUCAGAAGAAGCUAAGGUUCCCUCCGGCUCAGAUAAAGAAGAAAGAAGAAGAAGAAUUGGUUGCUGAUCUCCAAACAAUGGAGAUAUCAAAGAGCGGAAAACUUACAUGACAGGAACUGUGACGUAACUAAAAGUAGCUGUUGUGUGUUUUGGGUUUUUUCCUUUUAAGUCGCCAUAAAACGGUUCCAUUGGUUCGGAUUGCUUUGAUUUUUAUAACAAGUGAUUAGUUUCUUCUUAUGCUAUUGUGUGUAAUGUUUUGCAGUUUUGUAAUACCAUUGACGAAUAAAAUUUGGUUUAAUAGUGAAA